Molecule: messenger RNA, 381 nt
Organism: Pseudogymnoascus destructans
Lineage: Eukaryota; Fungi; Ascomycota; Leotiomycetes; Thelebolales; Thelebolaceae
Exons: 1
Coding region: 1-381 (126 amino acids)
Source: RefSeq, a predicted model, not a curated record
AUGUGGACUACUGCUGCUUUUUUGGGGGGGGAUAGUCGUCAGCCUCACGAUGAUGAUGAUGAUGCGAACGGCACACUGAUCCGGCCAGUCCAGAACCCUCCAACGCAACGGCAGCGCUGGCGUCGACGACGGGGUGCUUAUCGCCAGGUACGGCGUCGUGCGUACCGCGAGCGGCACAGUAUCCCAUCCCCAUGCGUGCCUGAGCUCCCACAGCCAGAAAAGCCGGCAGACGAGGCAAGAGCAGCCGCCCAGACCGUAAUAAUUACUCUACUCCAUUAUUCUCGGGGGGGAGGGAAGUGCGCGAUGUCAGCGACGAGGCGGGCUGGAUUCGUUCAUUUUGGUGUGGUUAUGAUAUAUGAUACAUUCGUCAAUGUCAUCUAA